Fusarium poae is the source of this 705-nucleotide messenger RNA. RefSeq lists its product as uncharacterized. Gene Ontology annotation, molecular function: transmembrane transporter activity. Gene Ontology annotation, biological process: transmembrane transport. NCBI's taxonomy places the organism in Eukaryota, Fungi, Ascomycota, Sordariomycetes, Hypocreales, Nectriaceae. The record is from RefSeq and is a predicted model, not a curated record. The transcript is spliced from 3 exons. The coding region runs from base 1 to 705 and encodes 234 amino acids.
AUGGGCGUUAAACAGUUCUUUAAAGACCGCCCUCUCAAGGUCAAAGAUAAUAAAGUUACUAAAGCAGCUGAACUCACCUUGCGAGAAUCCAUCUGGCCCAUCGCUCUCGUCACAGUUCUCUUCUUCCUCUGGGGUUUUAGUUAUGGCCUCCUCGACACGCUGAACAAGCAUUUCCAAAAGGUCCUCGAUAUCGAUCGUGCUCGAUCUGCUGGUCUUCAAGCUGCGUAUUUCGGUGCUUACCCUCUUGCUUCGCUGGGACACGCUGCGUGGAUUCUUCGACAUUACUCGUACAAGGCUGUUUUCAUCUGGGGCCUCAGCUUAUACGCCAUCGGCGCCCUGAUCGCUAUCCCUUGUAUCAAAGCCAAGUCUUUUGCUGGCUUUUGCAUGUCCAUCUUCAUCAUUGGUAACGGUCUUGGCUCGCUCGAGACAGCCGCGAACCCUUUUAUCACUGUCUGCGGUCCUCCCCGAUACUCGGAAAUUCGCAUCAACAUCUCCCAAGCAUUCAAUGGUAUCGGCACCGUCAUAGCUCCUGUGCUAGGCUCAUAUGUCUUCUUCAACAACCUCGACGAUGAAGAAGCAUUGGCCAAUGUGCAGUGGGUGUAUCUGUCUAUCGCCGUCUUCGUCCUGAUCCUGGCGUGUCUCUUUUACGUAUCCAAGAUCCCUGAAAUCACCGAUGCUGGCAAGUCUACACCCAAUUACCUAUAA